This is a messenger RNA of Spinacia oleracea (spinach), 2481 nucleotides long. RefSeq lists its product as uncharacterized. The record is from RefSeq and is a predicted model, not a curated record. The coding region runs from base 149 to 2197 and encodes 682 amino acids. Gene Ontology annotation, molecular function: protein binding. Lineage: Eukaryota; Viridiplantae; Streptophyta; Magnoliopsida; Caryophyllales; Amaranthaceae. The transcript has 20 exons.
UAGCAAUUUAGCAAGGCCGCCGUCUAGCAAAUAGCAAUGCUACUAAAGUGAACUGCAACCCAAACCGUAUUCCGACGCCCUGCUUUGCUCUUGUUUCAGCAACUCUCUCUCUGCCUCCGAAGAACAGCAAACAGAAGAAGAGCAAAAAAUGGGGAAGAAGCAGAAGAAACCAGGAAAAGGUAAGGAAAAAACUGAGAAGAAAACAAUGAAAGCAGAGGAGAAAAAAGCUCGCCGUGAGACUAAGAAGCUUUCUCCUGAAGAUGACAUUGACGCCAUUUUGUUAAGUAUACAGAAAGAGGAGGCUAAGAAGAAGGAAGUUCAUGUUGAGGAAAAUGUGCCUGCGCCAUCGGCCCGGUCCAAUGGCUCGAUGAAUAUAAAUCCAUUAAAAGAGACGGAGUUGAUCUUUUAUGGUGGUGAAUUCUACAAUGGCAAUAAGACGUUUGUUUAUGGUGAUCUUUAUCGUUAUGAUGUCGAAAAGCAAGAUUGGAAAUUGGUAUCAAGCCCUAACAGCCCUCCACCUCGUAGUGCUCAUCAAGCUGUUGCUUGGAAGAAUUACCUCUAUAUCUUUGGAGGUGAAUUCACAUCACCAAAUCAGGAGAGAUUUCAUCACUACAAAGAUUUUUGGGUAUUAGACCUCAAGACAAAUCAAUGGGAGCAAUUGAAUUACAAGGGAGCUCCAAGUCCGCGGUCUGGCCAUCGGAUGGUUCUGUACAAGCACAAAAUCAUAGUGUUUGGUGGAUUUUAUGACACUCUUAGAGAAGUAAGGUACCUUAAUGAUUUGCAUGUAUUUGACCUGGAUCAAUUUAAGUGGCAAGAAAUAAAGCCUCGACCUGGGUGCAUGUGGCCCAGUGCGAGGAGUGGUUUCCAGCUUGCUGUAUAUCAAGACGAGAUAUUUUUGUACGGAGGUUAUUUCAAAGAAGUUUCGUCGGAUAAAAACAGCUCUGAAAAGGGAGUAGUUCACUCUGACAUGUGGUCUUUAGACCCGAGAACCUGGGAAUGGAACAAGGUAAAGAAAAGUGGGAUGCCCCCAGGACUUCGUGCUGGUUUUUCUAUGUGUGUGCACAAGAAAAGAGCUGUACUUUUUGGAGGAGUGGUAGAUAUGGAAGCUGGUGGUGAUGUGAUGAUGAGUCUAUUUCUAAAUGAGCUAUACGGUUUCCAAUUGGACAAUCACCGCUGGUACCCGCUGGAGAUCCGGAAGGAAAAGUCCAGCAAAGAUAAGUUGAAAAAAAUGGCUGAUGAGAAACUUAAUAAAUCUUUACCUGAAAACAAGGAUAGCUCCUCAGAUAUAGAUAUCGGUGAAGCAAAUAGAGUUAAUGCAGCUAUGGAAGACCAAGAAGCAGGAAAUGAUUUGGAGGAGAGCGUUGGUGAGAUGUCUCUCGAGACAGACAAUAUUAGCAGCAGUGGAAGGUUGGGCUCAAAAAAUGAUAGGAGGUCCAAUGAACCUGGCACCAGCAAGGAAUCACUAAAUAUUGCUUUACCAGAGGUUAUCAAGCCUUGUGGACGCAUCAAUGCGUGCAUGACUGUUGGAAGAGAUACCUUAUAUUUGUAUGGAGGCAUGAUGGAGGUCAAAGAUCGUGAAAUUACACUCGAUGAUCUUUACACACUCAAUCUCAGCAAACUGGAUGAAUGGAAGUGCAUAAUACCAGCUUCUGAAUCUGAAUGGGUUGAAGCUUCGGAGGAUGAAGAUGAAGACGAGGAUGAGGAGGAUGAAGAUGAUGAUAGUGAAGAUGGUGAAAGCAGCGAAGAGGACACUGAUGAUGAUGAUGAUGAUGUAAUGGAGGCUGUGGAUGCUGAUGGAAAGUCGCGUCAAGUUGGAGACGCUGUUGCUUUAAUAAAAGGAGAAGGAAAGACUCUCCGGAGGAAGGAAAAACGAGCAAGAAUAGAUCAGAUCAGAGCUAGUCUUGGCCUAUCAGAUUCAAUGAGAACACCAGUGCCUGGUGAGUCAUUGAGGGACUUCUAUAAGCGCACCAAUAUGUACUGGCAAAUGGCAGCAUAUGAACACACUCAACAUACUGGCAAGGAGCUCCGGAAAGAUGGUUUUGAUUUUGCUGAAGCUCGGUAUAGGGAGCUCAAACCGAUUUUGGACGAGCUGGCUGUGUUAGAGGAGGAACAGAAGGCAGUAGAGCAGGAAGCGGCUGAAACAAGCUCUAAAAGAGUAGGCAACAAGAAAAACAGACAUUCAUCCUCACAAAAAUAAUCCUUGGGUAUGCACAUCUUGAAGAAUCAAGUGUUUUCCUUCCCAUUUGUGAGUUGUCCAUAAACAAAAUUUUGACUCAUCCCUUUUACUUGUUUGUUUCCUUGUAAAAGUCGCUCAAAAUUAGUUACUCCGCAGUUUUCUGCGAAGUGUAUCAUUAUCAUUGUUAUCACACUUCCAUAUCUAUCUUAGAAAUCUACUAGCCAGUGACGCGGCCUCCAUACCUUUGUAAACAUGCCUAUAUAAGGUGAAAUUGUUUUUUCCAUGUGCUGUUUUAUUUUAGGUGA